Bipolaris maydis ATCC 48331 is the source of this 924-nucleotide messenger RNA. Its product is annotated as Alpha/Beta hydrolase protein. Lineage: Eukaryota; Fungi; Ascomycota; Dothideomycetes; Pleosporales; Pleosporaceae. Gene Ontology annotation, molecular function: hydrolase activity. The record is from RefSeq and is a predicted model, not a curated record.
AUGAAUCUACUACAACCCCCACCCAUCGACACGUCCCGCUGGACCCAACACAUCGCCCCAGUCACCACAACCUCAGGCGAGAAAAUCUGCCUCAACUACAUCGACUGCGCAGCCCCAUCUUCCUCCAAAACCCGCGGCACUAUCCUCCUCAUCCACGGCUUCCCCCAAACAUCCUACCAAUUCCGCCAUGUAAUCAACCCCCUCUCAACCGCCGGCUACCGCGUCAUCGCCCCCGACUACCGAGGCGCCGGCCAAUCCUCCAAACCCCCCUCUGGCUAUCAGAAAACGCAAAUGGCAGAGGACCUGCACACCCUCGUGCACUCGCACCUUUGCCUCGAAGGAAAGAUCCACAUCGUCGGCCACGACAUUGGCGGCAUGAUCGCCUUCGCAUACGCAUCACGCUAUCCAGACGACACGGCGAGCGUCAUCUGGGGCGAGUGUCCUUUACCCGGUACUUCAUUCUACGAGGCGCACAAGGCAACACCGGAUCUAUUCCAUUUCGUAUUCCACCGCGUGCCCGAUCUACCUGAGUUCUUGAUUGCGGGCAAGGAACGCGAGUACCUGAAGCAUUUCUUUGACAAAUUGCUGUUUAGUAGCGCGGCUAUUACGCCGGCGGAUGUUGAUAACUAUGUUUUGGCGUAUGAGCAGCCGGGAGCUGUGAGGGCCGGGUUGGAGGUUUAUCGUGCGUUUGAGAGGGAUGCGGAGGAGAAUCGGGAGUGGUUGGCUGAGAAGGGAAAGGUGCGGGUGCCAUCGUUGGUGUUGAUGGGGAAGGAAUGCAUGCUUUUGGAGGGGGCGGAGGAGAUGGCGAGGGAGUGUCAUGAGGGUGCUGAGGUGGUGAGUGUGGAAGGGGCGGCGCAUUAUAUUGCGGAAGAAAAUCCGGAGGGGUUUGUGGAUGCUGUGUUGGGUUUUGUAGAAAGGUAUUGA